AUGGCAACCAAGCAGCCAUUGAAGACGACCUUUGACGUCGAUAAAGUUCUACGACCGAUCUUUACCGGUGGAUCGGUAUCCAUCGACAACGAUGCGCGCGUCCUAGCCACCACCAUGGGCGAGGACGCCAUCCUCACCGAGCCGGCCACCGGACGUCACCUGGGACAGAUUGAGGGCGACGGAGAGCUCAUCUCGACGCUGACGCUUACCCCCUCGGCCUCUCACAUAAUCCUGUGCUCCAGGUCCCUCUCCAUGAGGAUAUUCGCCCUCAAACGCUUGGCCGACAACUCGCUGGAACCGGUCCUCGUGCGCACCGUCAAGCCCCACGGGACGCCUGUUGUCGUGCUGGCUGUCGACCGUACCAGCACGCUCCUGGCCACGGGUGGAACGGACGGCUCUAUCAAGGUCUGGGACAUUGUCGGUGGAUACGUGACGCACACGUUCCGUGGACCGUCGGUUCUCGUCUCGGCCCUGCACUUCUUUGAGGUGGCAGAGGAUGCCGCAGCAAGCAGCCGCAAGGGUAGCAAGAAGGGAUCCCGCGGGUCCCAGAAGGAGAACGAUGGUGGCGAUGUUGAGACCAGCACAGUCAAGGGUUUCAGGCUGGUGUCUGGCAGUCAGGACGGAAAGGUGCGGGUGUGGGACCUCAACAAGCGCAAGUGCAUCGCCAACCUCGACUCGCACGUGUCGGAUGUGCAGGCCCUCGACUAUUCACCUUCCCAGCACGCCAUAGUCUCGGGAAGCAGGGAUAAGACGCUUAUCUGGUGGGAUACCAAGUCGUGGAAGAUUCGCAAGGUGGUGCCCUGCCUGGAGCUGAUCGAGGCUGCCGGCUUCGUGGACGACGGCAACCUGACCUGGUCGGCAGGCGCUAACGGGUGCUUCCGUGUCUGGGACACGGACACGGGACGCGAGCUCAGCGGCAAGCAGCCCGCCCGCAGCGAGGAAGAGGCUUUCGUCUCGGGCGUCUACCAUACCGGAAUGCCCUUUGUCCUGUGCGUCCAGGUCGACCACACGCUUGCCCUGUACCAGGUGCCCACCAAGAGUGACACCUCCCUGCACACCCAGACGGAGCCCCUGCGACGAAUUUCGGGUACCCACGAUGAGAUCAUCGACAUGUGCUACCUCCUGCCUGACCGCUCGCUCAUGGCGCUGGCCACCAACUCCGAGGACGUGCGCAUAGUGUCGGUGGCGGCGUCGCAGCAGCCCGCGGGCGAGGCCCAUGCUUGGGAACCCUCAACGACACCGCAUUUCGGCCAGGACAUGGCACUGCUCAAGGGCCACGGCGACAUUGUCAUCUCCCUCGACGUCGACUGGUCCGGCCACUGGGUGGCCACGGGCGCCAAGGACAACACGGCCAAGGUGUGGCGGGUGGACGCGGAGAACAAGUCGUACACAUGCUGGGCGUCGUUCCCAGGCCACGCCGAGUCUAUCGGAGCGGUCGGCUUCCCGAAGGGAGUGCCGCAGGAGUCGUCAGCGGCCCGCGCCGACCCUCUCAACAACCCGCCAGCCUUCCUCAUCACGGGCUCGCAGGACCAGACGAUCAAGAAGUGGGAGAUUCCGCGUCAGGCGCAGGAGAAGGGCCAGAAGAUAGGUACGCGCGCGGCCUACACGCGCAAGGCACACGACAAGGACAUCAACGCCAUCAACGUGCAGAGCUCGGGCUUGCUGUUCGCCUCGGCGUCGCAAGACAAGACGGUCAAGGUGUGGUCAGUAAAGGAGGGAGAGGUGCAGGGCAUCCUGCGCGGGCACAGGCGCGGCGUGUGGACAGUGCAGUUCUCGCCGCCGGGCAUGCCCGGCGUCCAGGGCGAGGACGGCCCGGCGACGAGCAAGGGGCUCAUCCUCACGGGCAGCGGAGACAAGACGGCCAAGCUGUGGAGCCUAUCAGACUACACAUGCAUCCGCACCUUUGAGGGCCACUCGAACAGCAUCCUCAAGGCGGCGUGGCUCGGUAUGCCCAGCGAAGGCAAGAACCGCAAGGUGCAGUUUGCCACCGCCGGCGGCGACGGGCUAGUCAAGGUGUGGGACGCCAACAGCGGCGAGGCCGAAUGCACUCUGGACAACCACGAGGACCGCGUAUGGGCUCUGGCCGUUCACCCCGAGAGCAACACGGUCGUCUCCGGCAGCGGCGACUCGACCGUCACGUUCUGGCGCGACAGCAGCACGGAGACGCAGGCUGCGGCAUCCCAGGCAGCGCUGGAACUCGUCGAACAGGAGCAGGAACUGCAGAAUCACAUCCACGCCGGCUCGUACCGCGAAGCCAUCACGCUGGCGCUGCAGCUCAACCACCCCGGCCGUCUGCUGGGCCUCUUCACGUCGGUCACGACCAAGAGCCCCCCCGACGAGGGCAGCUUGUGCGGCCUCAGGGCCGUGGACGACGUGCUCGCCUCCCUGUCGGACGACCAGCUCUUCCUCCUGCUCCUGCGUCUACGCGACUGGAACACGAAUGCCCGGACGGCCCCGGUGGCGCAGAGGAUCCUCUGGACCCUGGUACGCAGCUACCCGGCCUCCAGGUUCUCCAACCUGUCCGCCAGGGGGGUCAGGGGUCAGAAGAGCGUCCAGGACGUGCUGCACGCCCUACGCGCCUAUACGGAGAGGCACUACAAGCGCCUGGAGGAGCUGGUCGACGAGAGUUAUCUUGUCGAGUACACGCUACAGGAGAUGGAUAGUCUGGCGCCUAUCGACGACGAGGAUGAUGACCUGCGCAACGAGACACAGGAUACCAUCAUGGCUGGGUAA
Molecule: messenger RNA, 2733 nt
Organism: Geosmithia morbida
Lineage: Eukaryota; Fungi; Ascomycota; Sordariomycetes; Hypocreales; Bionectriaceae
Product: U3 small nucleolar RNA-associated protein 13
Exons: 1
Coding region: 1-2733 (910 amino acids)
Biological process (GO): endonucleolytic cleavage to generate mature 5'-end of SSU-rRNA from (SSU-rRNA, 5.8S rRNA, LSU-rRNA); endonucleolytic cleavage in 5'-ETS of tricistronic rRNA transcript (SSU-rRNA, 5.8S rRNA, LSU-rRNA)
Cellular component (GO): 90S preribosome; nucleolus; small-subunit processome
Molecular function (GO): protein binding; U3 snoRNA binding
Source: RefSeq, a predicted model, not a curated record